AAAAAAUUGUGACGAUUGUAAGUGUAUUCUUUGUGGGCAUUUACCAAGAGCAGAAAGACGAUUUGAUGAACAUCGCAAGUCUCCAUCUAAGUUGGCAAAUGUUGGUGUCGGUGUAAAGGAAAAAAAGAGAGUUGUAAAAAAAAGUGUCCUGUCAUUGAAAGGAAAAACAAAGUCUGAAAUGGAAAACAAGUUAAGAGAAGCGGCAUUGGCGGGUGUACGCUUGCCAGAAGGUAAAACGAAGUCAGAGAAACAAAUAAUCCAGAAAGUUAAAACAGAUUUAGGAUUGCCACAACUAGGAAAAACAAAAUCAGAAAAAGAAAUAUUAGAUAAUGCACAUGCUGCAGGACUUAUUAUACCUCUAGAAGGAAAAAAUAACGAUGAAAAAGAAACAAUUUUACGAAUGCAAGCUAAACUAGGUAUACCUCUGCCCGAAGGAAGGACCAAAUCGGAAAAGGCGUUGAUAAAACAAAUUAAAUCAACCCAACCAACGAAAAUCGAUGCCGCCGAAAAACUGAGAAAAGCCAAAGAAAACGGCUAUUUAACACCAAUAAAUGGUAAAUCACUGCAAGAUAAAGAGAAAAUUAUAAAAGGCUUGGCGAUGCUUGGCUUACCAUUACCAAAAGGUGUAUCAGAGUCUGAAAAUAAUAUUAUUGAUAAGGUUCGUAAAGAUGUAGGAUUGCCCAUAGAACCAAAAACAUCAAAAGAAAGAAAAAUUUACAAUAAAGGUAUAGCAGUAGGGAUAAUAACUCCACUUGAAGGUAAAUCUAAUCGACAAAAAGAGAAAAUAAUCAAACAACAAGCUAUGUUUGGCGUUCCCUUACCAGAAGGACGCACAGCCUCAGAAAAGUCGCUUAUAGCUAAAAUAAAGAAAAGAAGCAAACCAUUAUCUGUAACUUCUGCUACAUCAGAAGUUAUUUCUAUCCCUUCUGCAAAAAUAAAAAAAGCAAAAGCUGAAGGACUUUUUACGCCUUUGAAAGAUAAAAACGUAGUACAAAGAGAAAACAUUUUAAAAGGCCUUGCAUUUUACGGAAUUCCUCUGCCAAAGGGUGAGACCGAUUCUCAGCAAAAUUUAAUUAAUAAAGUUCGUCGAGAUUUAGGCUUACCACUAGAACCAAAAACACCCGCCGAAAAGAAAAAAUAUAAAAAAGCAGCAGCUGCAGGGUUAAUAGUUCCCUUAGAAGGAAAAUCAAAAGCUGAAAAGGAAAAAUUGCUGCAAGAACAAGCUAGUCUUGGGAUUAAUUUGCCAGAGGGGCGUACCACUUCUGAAAAGUCGUUGAUCAAAAAAAUUAAAAAAAAAGCAAAACUACCCUCAGAAACAUCUGCUCCAUCAGAAGUUUUAAAAAUUCCCUCAGAAAAAAUUAAGAAAGCAAAAGCAGAAGGCCUAUUGACCCCUUUACAAGGUAAAAGCCCAGAACAAAAAGAAAAAAUUCUGAGGGGGCUUGCAAUGAACGGGAUUCCUUUACCGAAAGGAAAAUCAGAUUCUGAACGAAAUGUCAUUGAAAAGGUGCGUCAAGAGUUAGGUUUACCACGAGAACCAAAAACGCCCUCUGAAACAAAAAAAUACAAAAAAGCAGCAGCUGCAGGCUUACUAGUUCCCUUGGAAGGAAAAACAACAACUGAAAAAGAAAAAUUGCUAAAAGAUCAAGCUAAUUUUGGUAUUAAUUCGCCAAAUGGACGUACUACUUCUGAAAAGGCAUUGAUCAAAAAAGUAAAGGAAGAAGCAAAAUUACCCUCAGAAACUUCUGUUCCGUCAGCAGUUUUCAAAAUUCCCUCAGCAAAAGUUAAGAAAGCAAAAGCAGAAGGCCUAUUGACCCCCUUACAAGGUAAAAGCCCAGAUCAAAAAGAAAAAAUUCUGAGAGGGCUUGCAAUGAACGGGAUUCCUUUACCGAAAGGAAAAUCAGAUUCUGAACGAAAUGUCAUUGAAAAAGUGCGUCAAGACUUAGGUUUACCACUAGAACCAAAAACACCCUCAGAAACAAAAAAGUACAAAAAAGCAGCAGCUGCAGGCUUACUAGUUCCCUUGGAAGGAAAAACAAAAGCUGAAAAAGAAAAAUUGUUAAAAGAUCUAGCAAAUCUUGGUAUUAAUUUGCCAAAUGGACGUACUACAUCUGAAAAGGCAUUGAUCAAAAAAAUAAAGGAAGAAGCAAAAUUACCCUCAGAAACUUCUGUUCCGUCAGAAGUUUUCAAAAUUCCCCCAGCAAAAAUUAAGAAGGCAAAAGCAGAAGGCCUUAUGACCCCUUUACAAGGUAAAAGCCCAGAACAAAAAGAAAAAAUUCUGAGAGGGCUUGCAAUGAACGGAAUUCCCUUACCGAAAGGAAAAUCAGAUUCUGAACGAAAUGUCAUUGAAAAGGUGCGUCAAGACUUAGGUUUACCACUAGAACCAAAAACGCUCUCAGAAACAAAAAACUACAAAAAAGCAGCAGCUGCAGGCUUACUAGUUCCCUUGGAAGGAAAAACAAAAGCUGAAAAAGAAAAAUUGUUAAAAGAUCUAGCAAAUCUUGGUAUUAAUUUGCCAAAUGGACGUACUACAUCUGAAAAGGCAUUGAUCAAAAAAAUAAAGGAAGAAGCAAAAUUACCCUCAGAAACUUCUGUUCCGUCAGAAGUUCUCAAAAUUCCUCCAGAAAAAAUUAAGAAGGCAAAAGCAGAAGGCCUUAUGACCCCUUUACAAGGUAAAAGCCCAGAACAAAAAGAAAAAAUUCUGAGAGGGCUUGCAAUGAACGGGAUUCCUUUACCGAAAGGAAAAUCAGAUUCUGAACGAAAUGUCAUUGAAAAGGUGCGUCAAGACUUAGGUUUACCACUAGAACCAAAAACGCUCUCAGAAACAAAAAACUACAAAAAAGCAGCAGCUGCAGGCUUACUAGUUCCCUUGGAAGGAAAAACAAAAGCUGAAAAAGAAAAAUUGCUUAAAGAUCAAGCAAAUCUUGGUAUUCGUUUGCCAAAUGGACGUACUACAUCUGAAAAGGCAUUGAUCAAAAAAGUAAAGGAAGAAGCAAAAUUACCCUCAGAAACUUCUGUUCCGUCAGAUGUUUUUAAAAUUCCCUCAGCAAAAAUUAAGAAAGCAAAAGCAGAAGGCCUUAUGACCCCUUUACAAGGUAAAAGCCCAGAACAAAAAGAAAAAAUUCUAAGAGGGCUUGCAAUGAACGGGAUUCCUUUACCGAAAGGAAAAUCAGAUUCUGAACGAAAUAUUAUUGAAAAAGUGCGUCAAGACUUAGGUUUACCAUUAGAACCAAAAACGCCCUCUGAAAUAAAAAAGUACAGAAAAGGAGCAGCUGCAGGGUUAAUAGUUCCCUUAGAUGGAAAAACAAAAGCUGAAAAGGAAAAAUUGCUGCAAGAACAAGCUAGUCUCGGGAUUAAUUUGCCAGAGGGGCGUACCACUUCUGAAAAGUCGUUGAUCAAAAAAAUUAAAAAAAAAGCAAAACUACCCGCAGAAACAUCUGCUCCGUCAGAAGUUUUAAAAAUUCCCUCAGCAAAAAUUAAGAAAGCAAAAGCAGAAGGCCUAUUCACCCCUUUACAAGGUAAAAGCCCAGAACAAAAAGAAAAAAUUCUGAGAGGGCUUGCAAUGAACGGGAUUCCUUUACCGAAAGGAAAAUCAGAUUCUGAACGAAAUGUCAUUGAAAAGAUGCGUCAAGACUUAGGUUUACCACUAGAACCAAAAACGCCCUCAGAAAAAAAAAAGUACAAAAAAGCAGCAGCUGCCGGCUUACUAGUUCCCUUGGAAGGAAAAACAAAAGCUGAAAAAGAAAAAUUGUUAAAAGAUCAAGCAAAGCUUGGUAUUAAUUUGCCAAAUGGACGUACUACAUCUGAAAAGGCAUUGAUCAGAAAAGUAAAGGAAGAAGCAAAAUUACCCUCAGAAACUUCUGAUUCUUCAGAAGUUCUCAAAAUUCCUCCAGAAAAAAUUAAGAAGGCAAAAGCAGAAGGCCUUAUGACCCCUUUACAAGGUAAAAGCCCAGAACAAAAAGAAAAAAUUCUGAGAGGGCUUGCAAUGAACGGGAUUCCUUUACCGAAAGGAAAAUCAGAUUCUGAACGAAAUGUCAUUGAAAAGGUGCGUCAAGACUUAGGUUUACCACUAGAACCAAAAACACCCUCAGAAACAAAAAAGUACAAAAAAGCAGCAGCUGCAGGCUUACUAGUUCCCUUGGAAGGAAAAACAAAAGCUGAAAAAGAAAAAUUGUUAAAAGAUCUAGCAAAUCUUGGUAUUAAUUUGCCAAAUGGACGUACUACAUCUGAAAAGGCAUUGAUCAAAAAAAUAAAGGAAGAAGCAAAAUUACCCUCAGAAACUUCUGUUCCGUCAGAAGUUCUCAAAAUUCCUCCAGAAAAAAUUAAGAAGGCAAAAGCAGAAGGCCUUAUGACCCCUUUACAAGGUAAAAGCCCAGAACAAAAAGAAAAAAUUCUGAGAGGGCUUGCAAUGAACGGGAUUCCUUUACCGAAAGGAAAAUCAGAUUCUGAACGAAAUGUCAUUGAAAAGGUGCGUCAAGACUUAGGUUUACCACUAGAACCAAAAACACCCUCAGAAACAAAAAAGUACAAAAAAGCAGCAGCUGCAGGCUUACUAGUUCCCUUGGAAGGAAAAACAAAAGCUGAAAAAGAAAAAUUGUUAAAAGAUCUAGCAAAUCUUGGUAUUAAUUUGCCAAAUGGACGUACUACAUCUGAAAAGGCAUUGAUCAAAAAAAUAAAGGAAGAAGCAAAAUUACCCUCAGAAACUUCUGUUCCGUCAGAAGUUCUCAAAAUUCCUCCAGAAAAAAUUAAGAAGGCAAAAGCAGAAGGCCUUAUGACCCCUUUACAAGGUAAAAGCCCAGAACAAAAAGAAAAAAUUCUGAGAGGGCUUGCAAUAAACGGAAUUCCUUUACCGAAAGGAAAAUCAGAUUCUGAACGAAAUGUCAUUGAAAAGGUGCGUCAAGACUUAGGUUUGCCACUAGAACCAAAAACGCCCUCAGAAACAAAAAACUACAAAAAAGCAGCAGCUGCAGGCUUACUAGUUCCCUUGGAAGGAAAAACAAAAGCUGAAAAAGAAAAAUUGCUUAAAGAUCAAGCAAAUCUUGGUAUUCGUUUGCCAAAUGGACGUACUACAUCUGAAAAGGCAUUGAUCAAAAAAGUAAAGGAAGAAGCAAAAUUACCCUCAGAAACUUCUGUUCCGUCAGAAUUUUUAAAAAUUCCCUCAGCAAAAAUUAAGAAAGCAAAAGCAGAAGGCCUAUUUACACCCCUCAUAGGUAAAAGUCCUGAAAUAAGAGAAAAAAUUUUAAGAGGUUUAGCAAUGAAUGGCAUUCCUCUACCUGAAGCAAAAUCAGAAUCUGAACGUAAAUUAGUUGAUAAAGUUCGAAAAGAUUUAGGUUUACCAGGUGAACCAAAAACAAGAGCUGACAAAAGCAAAUACAAAAAAGCAGUAGCUGCUGGACUUAUUACACCAUUAGAAGGAAAAUCAUUUCCAGAAAAAGAAAAAUUGUUAAAAGGUAUGGUUAAUGCAGGAUUUUCCCUUCCUGAAGGCCGUACUACAUCUGAAAAAUUAUUAAUUGCAAGGAUUCACGACACUGGAAAAAAGAUUAAGAAAGCGAAAGCAGAAGGCCUUUUAACCCCUUUGCAAGGAAAAUCGAAUGAAAGUAAAGAAAAAAUUCUAAGGGGUCUAGCAAUGCAUGGAAUUCCUCUACCAGAGGGACAAACACCUUCUGAAAAUGCAAUAAUUGAUAAAGUUCGUGAUGAUUUGGGUUUACCAAUUCCUCCAACUAUAGGAUCAGAUAAAGAAAAAUAUGCUAAAGCCCAAGCUACCGGUAUAAUAACCCCACUUGAAGGUAAAUUAAAGCCAGAAAAAGAAAAAAUCUUAAGAGCUCAGGCAGCACUUGGUAUUCCAUUACCUAAAGGACGAACUCCAUCAGAGCGAGUAUUAAUAAAAAGAAUUAUUGAGACACCACCAGAACAACUAAUAUUUAGCGAAAUACCAAAGGAAGAUAAAGAAAAAAUUUUAAAAGAUUUAGCAAUGCAGGGAGAAGUCUUCCCUGUACCAGCAAAUGACUCUGAAAAGAAAAUUUUAGAAAAAGUCAGAAGAGACCUAGGUCUUCCCCCUGAACCUAAGUCUACUUUGGAAAAAAACAAAUACAACAAAGCUCAAGCUGCAGGUAUAAUAGUUCCCUUACAGGGAAAAUCCCGAUCGCAAAGAGAAAUAAUAUUACAAAAGGAGGCUGAUUUUGGACUUGAACUUCCAGAAGGGAGAACAGCAUCAGAGAAAGAAUUAGUAAAUAAUGUAAAAAGGAGAAGAAUAAAAAGAUUAAAUUACUUAAAAAAACUGGAUACUAAGACGGCAAAAAAUAUUACAGAAGGGAAAGGUCCUAGUGAUGAAUGUAUAUGUGGAUUGCUAACUCCAGAAGCUCCAAUAGAUACCAAGAAAGAAAAAACACUUCCAUCUGAAAUUCUGAAAGAUGCUGCGGAUGCAGGUCUCUUCACGCCAUUAAAAGGAAAAAGUCCAGAACAAAAAGAAAAAAUAAUUAAAGGACUAGCUUUACAAGGGCUGCCACUUCCUAAGGAAGAAUCGCCUUCAGACAAAAUCCUUAUUGAUAAAGUUAGAAAAGAAAUCGGACUACCCCCUGAACCAAAAUCUUCAUUACUUAAAGAUAAAUAUAAUCUUGCUCAGAUAGCGGGUAUAAUUACACCACUCGAGGGAAAAACAAAGGCAGAAAAGAAAAAGAUUCUCACUAAACUGGCAGAACUAGGAAUACCCUUACCUGAAGGUAGAUCAAAUUCAGAAACAGAUUUAAUAAAUGAGAUAAGUGCAACAGUGCCGAGAAGGAUUACAUCUGAUAAAUUUCGCAAGGCUAGGUCAGAUGGUUUAUUAACACCAAUUACCGGUAAGCCGUUUAGUGAAAAGGAAAGAAUAUUGAGAGCCUUAGCUACUCUAGGAUUGCCCUUGCCUGUGGGGAAAACGUCGUCUGAAAAAAAAAUUAUUCAUAAAAUUAAAUCAGAUUUGGGUGUGACGACAGUACCUAUCCCACCAGAAAAAUUGCAACAAGCCAAAGCUGCAGGACUUUUAACACCUUUGACAGGAAAAACUGAGUCUCAAAAGAAAAAAAUUGUCAAAGAGCUGGCGUUACUUGGCAUCCCCAUACCCAAAGCACAAACAGUUUCAGAUAAGAAAAUUAUAGAGAAAGUUAGAAAAGACGUAGGGCUUCCACCAGAGCCCAAGACCUCUUCUCUAAGAGAUAAAUACAAAUAUGCUGAACUAGCUGGCAUAAUCAAGCCUCUUGAAGGGAAAACACCAGUAGAAAAGAAAAAUCUACUUACUAAGCAAGCAGAAAUAGGUAUUCCUCUACCUGAAGGAAGAACACAAUCAGAGAAAGAUCUUAUAAGAAUGAUUCAAGCCAGUGUGCCCAAAAAGGUAACUUCUGAAAAAAUUCGAAAGGCAAUGGCCGCCGGUAUUCUGACACCGAUUACUGGUAAGUCACAGAAUGAAAAGGAAAGAAUAUUGAGAGUUUUAGCUUCUGAAGGCUUGCCAUUACCGGAAGGGCAAACAACUUCUGAUAAAAAAUUAAUACAAAAAAUUAAAUCGGAAAUGGGUAUAACCUCAAGUCUUAUCCCAUCUGAAAUACUGCGUAAGGCUAAAGCCGCGGGACUUCUCACUCCAUUAAAAGGUAAAACUUAUCCACAAAAAGAAAAAGUAGUGAAAGGUCUAGCAUUGCAUGGGAUUCCGUUGCCUACAGCACAAACAGCUUCAGAAAAACAAAUUAUAGAUAAGGUAAGGAAAGAUGUUGGGCUGCCACCAGAACCGAAAUCCUCAUCAGUCAAAAAUAGAUAUAAGCAGGCACAGAAAUCUGGAUUCAUUACUCCUCUAGAAGGUAAAUCAAAAGCACAAAAAGAAAACAUUUUAAGAAAACAGGCCGCCAUGGGUAUACCUUUACCAGAAGGUCGAACGCAAUCUGAAAAAGACCUCAUAAACAAAAUUCGUAAGGAAAUUCCUAAGCAUGUUGCCUCUGAACGAUUACGAAAAGCAAAGGCAGCUGGGUUAUUAACGCCAUUGAGAGGAAAAACACCGGAAGAGAAAUCUAAAAUUUUAGAAAAAUUAGCUAAAUCUGGAUUGCCUCUUCCGGAGGGAAAAACUCCUUCAGAAAAGCUAUUAAUUUCAAAACUGCGGUCCGAAAUGGGCAUUCCUUUGGACGGAAUUUCUUCUGAAAUGCUUCGAAAGGCAGAAGCAGCUGGUCUUAUUACACCACUGACUGGUAAAUCAAUUCAACAAAAGGAAAAAAUUUUAAAAGGUCGAGUAGCUGCUGGAUUACCUCUUCCUAAGGGAAUGUCUCCCUCAGACCAAGCAUUGGUUAAAAAAUUUAAAGAGAAAACUGAGAACAUCUCUCCAUUGACUAAAAAAAGUAAGAUUAGCAUACCUUCGGAAAAAAUUAAAGCUGCGAAGGAAGCUGGUUUAAUAACUCCGUUAAAAGGAAAAAGCCCUGAACAAAAGGAAAAGAUUAUCAAAGGAUUAGCAAUGCGAGGAAUCCCAUUACCUCGCCCAGAAACCCCCUCUGAAAUUGAAAUCGUAGACAAAGUAAGGAAAGAUGUCGGUCUGCCCCAAGAACCAAAGUCAUCAUCUCUUAGAGAAAAAUAUAAACUUGGUCAUGUGGCUGGUAUAAUGACACCUCUAGAAGGAAAAACAGCGUCACAAAAGAAAAUUAUACUUAGAAAACAAGCAGAACUGGGUAUUCCCUUACCGGAAGGUAGGACAAAAUCAGAGAAAGAUAUCAUAAAAGCGAUACAAGACACGAUACCCAAAAAGGUAACAUCUGAAAAAAUCCGAAAAUCAAAAGCCACUAGAACUCUUACUGGUAAACGUACUGCUGAAGGCUUACCAUUGCGUGAAGGUAAAACAAGUUCGGAGAAAAAAAUUGUAAAAAAAAUUCAAUCUGAUAUGAGUAUAAUUGCGGUACCCAAUCUAUCAGACAAAUUAAAAAAAGCUAAGGCUGCAGGUCUUCUUACACCGCUGAAAGGAAAAACAGUGCCCGAAAAAGAGAAAAUUUUAAAAAGAUUAGCAUUGCUUGGCAUACCCUUACCUAAGGGGCAAACAGCAUCCGAAAAAAAAAUCAUUGACAAGGUUUGGAAAGAUGUAGGCCUUCCUCCGGAACCAAAAACAUCUUUGAUUAAAAAUAAAUAUCGUGAGGCUCAAUUAAAUGGUAUAAUCACACCCUUAGAAGGCAAAUCAGUUUCACAAAAAGAAAAUAUUCUCAUGAAACUAGCCGAAAUGGGCAUACCAUUGCCCGAGGGCCGCACUAAAACUGAAAAAGAUUUGAUUGCAAAAGUACAAGCAAAAUUCCCAGCCGACUUGUAUGAAAAAGGAGUUCAAACAAAAUCAAGAAAAGUGGGGUUAGGACCAGUAAAAAGGAGUGAAAUUGGGGUUGGUGUAAGUGGAAAAUCACAGGCUGGUAUCCGCGAAAAAUUCGAAGAUAUAGUCAAAACUACAAAAUGUGAUCGAGGGUGUGGUUGUGAUAGGAAGAAAAUAAGGUUUAAACACAGUUAUGUAAAAAUAAGAGUAACUUCACCAGAUAUAUCCUCUCUCUGUCCAUGUCCUGAUGAAUGUCUGCCAGGAGUAAAAACUGGUGUUUUUACUGAUAGUGAAGGUAUAAAAGUAACAGUUGGACAUGCUACAGGAAGUACAUCUUUUGAUUAUAAAAAAUGGCGCGUUCAAACAGGCUCCAGAUCUCAUCUAACUCUGACAGAUUUAACAGAAAAAAAGAAUUCUAAAUUCCACUUAAAACUUACGCAUAACGAUAAGAAAGUCUUAAGUACAACUAGAUCCUACCCUUAUCUAAAAAAAUAUUUAAAAGCAGCUAGAUAUGCACAAAAUUCAGUAAGCCAUGUAGAAACUGUAACAGAUGUAACAUCGAAUAUAACAACAUCAUCAAAUAGUAUAUUUUCAUUUUGCUUUGGGAGGAAAAGUUCCUCCGCAAGUUUUAAAACAAAUACCAGUCUUAAUUCAGAUGAUAUGAUAAGUAUGAUAUCAUAUUCAAUCAGUUCUUCGAUCUCCAGUAGUAUAAGUGAAGAAACUGACUUAUUGAAUUACCUUUAUUGCAAGAAAAAAGAAAAAAUAUCAGUCGAAGAUUUACUAAAUGAAUACUCCACAAAUCUUAAGUACAGGGAUAUCAAACGCUUACCAUCGUCUAAAAUUGUGAUAUACACAACAACAUUAUCAGAUCCUGCACUAAGCACGCAUUAUUCGAGGAUUAAUGAUGAACCAACUAAUAUAAACGAAAGUGAACAAUUACUUGACUUCCUAGAUGAAAUUAUAUUCAGAUCAGAUCCAGAGGACUCAUCAUCAUCCUACUAUGUAGUUGUGUCAUCAUCAUCAACCGAAAAUAGUAGUUCAACAUGUCUGUUACCAUGGAACACCAGCUCUACGAUAUAUAUUAAGCUUCGUGAAAAUGAAUCUACUCAGGAUCAAAAACCUAGAAUAGAUGUUCGUGGCAUAAAAUUUUCUACUCAUUCUGAUGGCCUUAAAUUUUCCGAAUAUGUAAUAAAUGAUAAGGUAAAUGCUGAAACAAUACAAAAAUGUUGUUUUGAUGAGAAAGCUAAUGGUCACGAUUAUUGUCAAAGAGAAAUGAUUUUAAAACAAACUACCCGAUACGAAAAAUCAUGUGAAACUAGAACUGAUACCACUCAAGAUAAUCCCUGCAAUUAUAAGAUUAAUAAGACAAUAGAAGUGGGAGUGCAGAGUCAAAGUGAAAACGUAACUUGUCAAAGUGAACUAAAAUGUCAAUGUGAAUUAGAUAAGCUUAAAACAUUGAUAGAGAAUAUUUGUAGGGAUUUGAUUUAUUCAACCAUAAUGGAAAAUAAUUUAAUUGCAACUGAAAAUAUGAAACUUAACACAGAAAAAAACCAAUGGUGUCAUCCUAAGCCUGUCAAGGAGCCUCCAGAAUAUUAUAAAUAUAAGCUUAACAGUAAUUCGAAUUUAACAGAAUCCAUCAAGUGUCCUUGCGAGGAAUGUGCAUUAUCAACAAGAAACAAUAACUGUGAGAACUACGACACAUACAGUCGAGUUAAGAGUAAAGAAAAAAGAAAAUUGAAAAAUAGUAAAGUGGUGUGUGACUGUCCUCCUCCAGAAGAAGAGGAAGAAGAAGAAUUUGAUCCAAUCAUGUUUAUUGAUGAUAGAAAAAUACGACAAUUCAGGUCCCACAUGUCACAAAGCAUGUCUGGUUUUAAGCUAAAUGUAGUCCGCAAAGGACAAAUGGGUGAAGAUAAUUUUGCUAAUAAUUGUUCAUUUAAUGAAAGUGUAGAUGUACAGGAGCCACCAAAUAAAUUUAGAAAUAACGACUGCAAAUGUCCAAAAUCAAAUGAUCCCAAUGUAAUAUGCCCACCAAGUCUAAGUCAGCCCACUCAAUUAAGAGGACUUAAGCUUCAUAUUGAUGGCAAAGGUUCGUUAUCGAAGGGGCUAAAUGGUGUAUUGUGUUUUGAAGUGUUGUCAGAACAUUGAACAGUUAUGUGCGUAAAAUUAGUUUAUUCUGAUUAAAUUUAAUUACGUAUGU
Molecule: messenger RNA, 11486 nt
Organism: Leptidea sinapis
Lineage: Eukaryota; Metazoa; Arthropoda; Insecta; Lepidoptera; Pieridae
Exons: 4
Coding region: 179-11434 (3751 amino acids)
Source: RefSeq, a predicted model, not a curated record